Messenger RNA from Colius striatus (speckled mousebird), 4928 nucleotides. It is a transcript of the gene CACNG4, whose product is annotated as calcium voltage-gated channel auxiliary subunit gamma 4. Lineage: Eukaryota; Metazoa; Chordata; Aves; Coliiformes; Coliidae. Gene Ontology annotation, cellular component: AMPA glutamate receptor complex; voltage-gated calcium channel complex; postsynaptic density membrane. Gene Ontology annotation, molecular function: channel regulator activity; voltage-gated calcium channel activity. Gene Ontology annotation, biological process: regulation of AMPA receptor activity; postsynaptic neurotransmitter receptor diffusion trapping; transmission of nerve impulse. The record is from RefSeq and is a predicted model, not a curated record. The transcript has 4 exons. Bases 69 to 1055 code for a protein of 328 amino acids.
CCUCCCGGGCGGCGGCUGCCGGGCGCUGUCGUGCGGCCCCCGCGCCCGUGCGGGGACUAUGAAGCACCAUGGUGUGGUGUGACCGUGGGGUCCAGAUGCUGCUGACCACGGUAGGAGCCUUCGCCGCUUUCAGCCUCAUGGCCAUCGCCAUCGGUACCGACUACUGGCUCUACUCCAGUGCUCACAUCUGCAACGGCACCAACAUCACGGCGGACGAGGCGCAGGGGCCACCGCGGCGGGCAAGGGGCGAUCUCACUCACUCGGGGCUCUGGAGGAUCUGCUGCCUCGAAGGAAUCUACAAGGGACAUUGCUUCCGAAUCAACCACUUCCCCGAAGACAAUGACUACGACCACGACAGCUCCGAGUAUCUUCUCCGCAUUGUCCGUGCCUCCAGUGUGUUUCCCAUCCUAAGCACAAUAUUGCUGUUGCUGGGAGGUCUCUGUGUCGGAGCAGGAAGGAUUUACAACAGCAAAAACAACAUCAUUCUCAGCGCUGGGAUUCUCUUUGUUGCAGCAGGACUAAGUAAUAUCAUAGGGAUCAUUGUCUACAUAUCAAGCAAUGCAGGUGACCCAAGUGACAAGCGAGAUGAGGACAAAAAGAACCAUUACAACUAUGGUUGGUCUUUUUAUUUUGGAGCCUUGUCUUUUAUCGUGGCUGAAACCAUCGGUGUUCUGGCUGUGAACAUUUAUAUUGAGAAGAACAAAGAGCUGAGGUUUAAGACCAAGAGGGAAUUCCUUAAGACUUCUUCCAGUUCUCCUUAUGCCAGGAUGCCAAGUUAUAGGUACAGGAGGCGGAGGUCCAGAUCCAGUUCUCGAUCUACAGAGCCUUCUCCAUCUAGAGACAUUUCUCCAGUUGGCAUGAAGAUAGCAAGCACCAUUCCCAUGAACGAAAUCUCCAUGUACACCCUUUCCAGAGAGCCUUUGAAGGUUACGACGGCCGCCAGCUACAACGCAGACCAAGAAGCCAGUUUUCUGCAGGUUCACAACUUCCUCCAGAAGGAGUUUAAGGAAGGACUCCACGUCAACAUGGUCAACAGGAGAACAACACCCGUGUGAAGUACCUUCCUUCCUUGCGCUUUCUGAAGAGCUACUGAAACAGAACGGGUCUGUCGUGAAAGAGAAGGAAGCGAUGUUAAAAUACCCUCUCACUUCUUUCAUUGUGGCAUGUGUUGAGGUAGCAAGUGGAGAUCCUCUGGACCAACAUAAAGAUUUUACACGCUCGUAGCUUUUUCUGAAGCUAUCCGGAGUUUGUUUUCUUUCAGUUCUUGGUGUCACGAGAUGAAGGCAGUUCGUGUUCCUGCACUUUCGUAGUGUGUACAAAGUCUUGGAGAAACUGCAAAGGCCUUGCCACCAGUGUGUUUUAAAGGAUUACAGAGAAAUUGUUGUACCACUUUUUUUCUCUUUCUUUCGUUUUUGUUUUCUUUUUCUAAUCUUGAGAUCCCUUCAUACAAACUGGCAAAUAGCAUUUGUAACCGAGCCCAAGGACGAGCACGAACUCCUCAGCAAGUGAGACCCUUCCCUCUGACACAGAAUAAGUUUUGCCUCUUUCAAAUAAAAUUUUAAAAAGGAAAAAAAAAAGGGGGGGGGGAAAAAAGUAUUUUUGAAGGCAACACUUUGUAAAACUGACCUGAAACCGUGGAGCACCCGAGUAGUGAGCGUUAUGGACUCCCUGCUGGGGUGGUAAGGGGGUCUCUGGGUGGUUUCUGGGUGUAAGGCGUCCCUCAAGGGCAAUGCAGGUUGGGGAGAAGAGGGUGGGUGCAUCCUGAAGAACCUAGAAGGGGAAAGAUUAAAGUUGCUGGGACUUGAGCAUAUCUGCAAAUAUCAUUUCUUGCCUAACAUUUAGAAAACUUGAAUUCUCAUUUCGACUAGCCCUAGUGCCUGAUCCGGCAAGGUGCUGAGUGCUGUCUGUCAGGAGCCCCUAUAGACUACUUACAGCGAGAGCGAGGAGCAGAGCUGAGCUGGGGCAGCCCACGCGGGCGAAAGCCACCGGUUCCCUGCAACUGCAUAUUCCUGUUUUCCUUACUGCUUCACAAGUGCAACACUAAUGCUACUGGAAACGAAGAUGUUCUGAGCAACGUGCGUGAGCAAACGAGCAGCUGAUAACGUUGGGACGAGCAAAAGUUGCCGCAGGCAGCGGGGACUGAGCGUUGACGGGACGGAUGCCAACUUUGUCUUUUUUAAACUAGAACAAAAAGGAAUCACCGUUUCUGAGAUAUUUAUUGAACUCUUUUUCUUAUCAGUGAAUAAGUGCCGCAUGGUGCAAGGUAGAGUUGCUUUUAGAUGGAAAUGAUGGUUUGACCUAAUUUAAUUUAUUUUGUAAUGAUGAGUCUACUCACAUGCAGAGAGCCCACAGACAACUCUAUGCAUCACCUACGGGGGAACUCAUUUGUACCCUUUGCUUCUCUAUGUUCCUAAAACAGUCUGAACUUCUUUUUCUUUCCAAUUCCUGCUUUCAUUUACUUUCUUUUACACUUAGGCUUGGAAUCUCAAAGCUCGAGGGGCUGACUCAAAGGUAGUUUCAUUUGAUAGUGCUCAUGUUGAUUUUAGUGACCACUCGACCAAGCCAUAUGAGAAUGAGGUGCCCAGUUCCCCUUGGAUGAAUUAGGUGCAGUGAGAGAGGAGCAUCUAAUUCCUGUAGAUUCCUUUUAAUAUACCUGUCGUCUGUGUCCUGAAAAGUCUUUGCUACUAGAAGACUAGAGACGAGACAAAAGCCCUGAUUUGGAAAGCUUGGCUCACUGGUGGUGGGAGAUCUCAGCCAAACUGUUAAAACCUCCUUAGUUUUAAUUGAUCCUGCGAUGGCUGCAGCGUCAGUGGUGUUUUGGAUACAAGGCUUUCAGCUAGUGGAACCAAGUCCUCCAGGGAAAUCCCGGGGGAGCUGCCUUAACAUCCCAAAACCACGUUGAACCCCCUCUCCCCACCCUGCUUAGGCCUCUCUCCUUGCAAGAACCAAGACACAAUUCUCAAUUCUAAGUGGAAGUCUUCCCCUAGUCGCUGCCGGGCUCUGCCUGGCUCAGCCUGGCAGAGUGACAUCGUUCUUUUGGCAGAGGUGGGUUGGAGCCUUCAUCCCUGCUUAUUAAGAGUUUCCAUUCAGGUUAAAACUCUGCUGGGAUCCUUUUUCAAACCUCUGAACUCUGAGAGCUGAAGCGAACGGAGCGAUGGGAAUGAUUUAAAAGCAGAAAAUGUUGUGCUACUUUCUGUAUCAACACACUAUGGAGAAAGAUGUUACACAAGCUUUUUAACAAAAACCAUUCAAACAGAGGCAGACAAGAAAACUUUUUUACCUACUUUUCGGCUAGGAGAACAUAAAAGAGUUCUAAAAUUAUUAAAAGUUCUUGAUGAAAGGGUUUUUUUACAAGAAUCUUUAUGCUUUCAGACAAUAAAUUAUUUCCUACUUUUUGAGACUUCGUAAUAUUCAGAUACUUUGAUUAGCUCUGAUAGAAGUAGAAGUUUGCAAUGAAAACAAAAAAAAACCCGACCUUCUGUCUCAUUAGUGUGUCAUACUAAGUGCUAAUUAAUUUACAUCUAAUUAUAGUCGAUGUAUUUUUCAAGUGCAAUUUCCCAGAACUAUUUGUUUCCCACUGUGUUAAUAAACUAAUAGUUAGGAAUAAGUCCUCAUCCGUGUUUACUGUAAUUAAGAAGAAAACCAUUCCCUUUAAAAUCAAGAGUUAGAUAUAGGCUGUUUUUCUAAGCUCAUGUACCUUGAACUGGAAGUGGACAGUGUGAGGUUUGCUUCGCGCCUUGGUUUUGUUCUUUUCAUUGUCAUUCUCCAGUGAACGUGUUUAAAACCAACCAUGUGAUUCCAGCCAAAGUCCAAGGCUUUCCUAGGUCUUUUUCCAAAGCCCAGGUCAGACCUGCAGAGGCACCUGCAGGGUUUUGACACCACAUCUGCGAAAAAAAAAGAGAGUUUCUUUGAGUGUUUUGGGGUGUUCCUCUUUGCCAAAGCCUCCUGCCAUGGAGCAGGGCUGGCUUCAGCCCUCUGAGCACCCUGCGCUGCUCUAGUCCCAGCUGAAGCUCCAACAGGCACCUUUGAAAAAUGGAGCUGGAGUGGGGGAUACUCAUGGGAUGCUGACAGGGUCUGGACAGGGAAGGAAGGCACAGGGAGAUAACAGGGAGCAGAGCUUUUGUCCUGUGGGAGAAUGAGGGUGGUGAUUUAAAACUCAUGGUCUAUGACAAGUUGCAGCACAGUUAUUUGUUCAAUCAAAACACAAACAAACAAGCUGUUUCAUUUGGCAAUUACAGUAAAAACAAACACCUCCAAAAAUCAGUCUUUUCCUGGGGAAAACUUUGAUUCUGAGAAACCUGCAGCAUUCCUGCCUAUGAACAGUGUCUUGCUCCGUGGCUCCUCUGUGUGAACAGAAUCAGAUUGUGCUCAGACUUUGAAACCACUCUGUGCUGGUUUACAAAAAAAACCCCACACAACAAAAACCCAUCUGUUCUUCCAUAUCUCUCUAGUUUCCCUGGACAGCCCACAACACAAAUGAAACCCCAUUUCUCAACAAAGCCUGCAGACAUCGUCAUCGUAUCGUUAACAAGAAUCGGUCUUUCGGUGUUAUCCUAUAACAUCCUGGUACAGCAGACCUGAAAACCAAAAUCCUGUUGGAUCAGAUUUGAUUUUCCAAGAAGUAAAACUUUCAGGUAUAUCAUCAGCUCUCUCUUCAGCUCUAGUUUCUCAUACACAAUAGGAGUAAAAGGAGAAAACACUCCAUGUGCCCAUUCAUCUAAUGAUAAACUAUUUUUAUAUGUUAUAUUUCCUUUUCUUUCUGUAUGGAUCACAUAUCCACAAGGGCUAAUAUAUCAUGUCCCUUGAGGUUACAUUUCUGUCUGCAGUUCUAAAGUGUUAUUUCCACUGUGCUUCAGUUCUACUGGUAUAAUCACAACCAUGUAUAAUGUACUUAAUCCUUACUUUUUAAAUAAACCAUUUUAAAUGUA